Triticum dicoccoides is the source of this 1540-nucleotide messenger RNA. RefSeq names its product phytosulfokine receptor 1-like. The record is from RefSeq and is a predicted model, not a curated record. NCBI's taxonomy places the organism in Eukaryota, Viridiplantae, Streptophyta, Magnoliopsida, Poales, Poaceae. Gene Ontology annotation, molecular function: protein binding. The transcript has a single exon. The coding region runs from base 8 to 1282 and encodes 424 amino acids.
UACCACCAUGGCGAAAUGCUGGCUGCUGCUGCUGCUCCUCUUGGCGUUUCUCUUGCCGGCGGCGCACACUAAGUCAUGCCACCCUAACGACCUCCGUGCGUUGCGGGGCUUUGCCGGGAACCACGGUGGCGGGGGCGUCCUUCUCCGUGCCGCGUGGUUUGGCGCCUCGUGCUGUGACUGGGAAGGUGUGGGUUGUGACAGCAGCAGCGGCCGUGUCACGGUGCUACGGCUUCCCGGGUAUGGCCUCGCGGGGCCCAUCCCCGGGGCCUCCCUGGCGGGCCUUGCGCAGCUGGAGGAGCUCUUCCUCGGCUCCAACUCUUUCGUUGGUUCCCUCCCCGAGGAGCUCUUCAGCCUCGCUGGGUUGCGGAAGCUCUCCCUCGAGUCCAACGAGCUCACUGGUAAGUUGAGCUCACGCCUUGGCGAGCUCAAGAACCUCACCUUCCUGAACUUGUCGGUCAACCGCUUCUUCGGCCGCCUCCCUGACGUGUUUGGUGACCUCAUGUCGCUCGACCAUUUGGCCAUGGACUCCAAUGGCUUGUCCGGAUCUUUGCCGCCGUCUCUGUCAUCACUGUCUUCUCUCAGUGAGCUCAACCUCCGGAACAACUCCCUGUCUGGUCCGAUUGCUCGUGUCAACUUCUCCGGCAUGCCACUUCUUGCUUUAGUUGACUUUUCGGCAAAUAACCUGAGUGGGUCUCUCCCGGUUAGCCUCGCGGAUUGUAGCGCGCUCAAGUUGCUCACCCUUGCCAACAACCAAUUGGUUGGCACCAUCCCGUCAUGGAUUGGUGAGCUUGACAACCUUCGCUGCUUGGAUGUCUCAAAUAAUUCAUUUGCUGGCGAGGUACCGAAGGGUUUGACAUGCCUCAAAUGCCUCGCCACCGCUGAUCGUUCAGUGGGUAUGGCUUUCACUAACAUGCCAUUGUAUGCGAAGCGUAACAGAAGAGUACUCCAACAACAACCAAAUGUCUUAUCUGGGAGCAAUAAUACUGUCAGAUCGGGGGGUGGCAAUGUUCUAUCCGGAGACAACAACACUGUCAUAUCUGGGAACAACAACACUCUAUCUGGGACCAACAACACAGUCGUAUCUGGGAGCAACAACGUCCUAACUGGCAGCAACCAUGUUGUAUCUGGCAGCAAUAAUGUUGUAAGUGAUACCAGCCAUGUCGUAAAUGGGAGCAACAAUACUGUAUCCGGGAGGAACAAUAUGGUAACCGGGAACAACAAUACCGUAUCUGGGAGUAACCAUGUCGUAUCUGGGAACAACAAAGUCGUAACUGGAGGUUAAUGAUCUGUCAGUGGAUUGAUUCCAUCUUCCCUGACGGUGCUCAUCACCUUGUCCAGGUUCAGUGUGGCUUACAAUCACUUGGUGGGGCUAAUCACGUUUGUAACUUCAUGGAUAUAGCAUCCUAUUCCUACUUCAAAUAAAAGUACUCCCUAAGAUGUCUACAGUUUUUUCUUUACAUAGAAAUGCUGACCUGAACAGCAAUAGGCGGCUUAUAGCUGAUGUAGACCAAGCGUGUUUGCUUAUAUACAAAUAUUGCAU